CCCAACCCUGGGGGCUCGGGUUCGAGUGGCAGCGCCUGGGACCCUGAACCCGCAGUCUUGGACACUGCCAGGCUUGAUGCCUGGGGCCGGCUUCGCAGUGUCCCCACAAGGACCUCCUCCCCCCGCCCCCCAGCAGCCCAAGGACAACGUGUGUGGCGGAGCGAGGAGCCACUGCCCCCGCGGGAGCAGGGCAGUGCCCUCAGAGGGGCACCCACCCGCGAUGUCCUGCUGGUCUCUGCCAUCAUCACCGUCAGCCUUAGCGUCACAGUCGUCCUCUGCGGCCUCUGCCACUGGUGUCAGCGCAAACUGGGCAAACGCUACAAGAACUCCCUGGAGACGGUGGGCACGCCAGACUCGGGGCGCGGGCGCAGCGAGAAGAAGGCCAUCAACGAUCUAGACAGAGACUUUUGGAAUAACAAUGAAAGCACAGUGCAGCAGAAAUGGAGCUCCUACCCUCCCAAGGAGUUUAUUCUAAACAUUUCACCCUACGCCCCUUAUGGCGACCCACGACUGUCCCUCAAUGGCACCCUCCUGUCGGGCGCCAAAGUGGCCGCCGUGGCGGGGCUGGCGGUGGAGCGGGAAGGCCGGCUGGGGGAGAAGCCGGCGCCGGUGCCACCACCCGGAGAGGACGCCUUGAGAAGCGGCGGGGCUGCCCCCAGCGAGCCGGGCAGCGGUGGCAAGGCGGGGAGAGGCCGCUGGCGGACGGUGCAGAGCCACCUGGCCGCAGGGAAGCUCAACUUGUCCAAUUUCGAGGACUCCACCCUGUCCACGGCCACUACCCUUGAGUCUAUCCCCAGCUCCACGGGAGAGCCGAAAUGCCAGCGACCCCGCACCCUGAUGCGGCAGCAGAGCCUGCAGCAGCCCCUGAGCCAGCACCAGCGGGCCCGGCAGCCCAGCCAGCCCACCACCAGCCAGAGCCUGGGCCAGCUGCAGGCCCACGCGGCCUCGGCACCGGGCUCCAACCCCCGGGCCUAUGGCCGAGGCCAGGCUCGGCAGGCCACCUCGGCCGGCUCCAAGUACCGGGCGGCCGGGGGCCGCAGCCGCUCCAACCCGGGCAGCUGGGACCACGUGGUGGGGCAGAUUCGAAACCGAGGCUUGGACAUGAAAUCCUUCCUGGAAGGCCGGAUGGUGGUGCUAUCCUUGGUCUUAGGGCUUUCGGAACAGGAUGACUUUGCCAAUAUCCCUGACCUGCAAAACCCAGGAACCCAGCAGAACCAGAACGCUCAGGGGGACAAGAGGUUGCCCGCAGGAGGUAAGGCCAUGAACACGGCCCCAGUGCCAGGCCAGACGCCCCACGAUGAGUCUGACCGCCGGACCGAGCCCCGCUCCUCCGUCUCGGACCUCGUCAACUCCCUCACCAGCGAGAUGCUCAUGCUGUCCCCAGGCUCGGAGGAGGACGAGGCCCAUGAGGGCUGCAGCCGAGAGAACCUGGGCAGGAUCCAGUUCAGCGUCGGCUACAACUUCCAGGAGUCCACGCUCACCGUGAAGAUCAUGAAGGCCCAGGAGCUGCCGGCCAAGGACUUCAGCGGCACCAGCGACCCCUUCGUCAAGAUCUACCUGCUGCCGGACAAGAAGCACAAGCUGGAGACCAAGGUGAAGCGGAAGAACCUGAACCCCCACUGGAACGAGACCUUCCUCUUUGAAGGUUUUCCCUACGAGAAGGUGGUACAGAGGGUCCUCUACCUCCAAGUCCUGGACUACGACCGUUUCAGCCGUAACGACCCCAUCGGGGAGGUGUCCAUCCCCCUCAACAAGGUGGACCUGACCCAGAUGCAGACCUUCUGGAAGGAUCUGAAGCCAUGCAGCGAUGGGAGUGGGAGCCGAGGGGAGCUGCUCCUGUCUCUCUGCUACAACCCCUCUGCCAACUCCAUCAUCGUGAACAUCAUCAAAGCCCGGAACCUCAAAGCCAUGGACAUCGGGGGCACAUCAGACCCCUACGUGAAGGUGUGGCUGAUGUACAAAGACAAGCGGGUGGAGAAGAAGAAGACGGUGACGAUGAAGAGGAACCUGAACCCCAUCUUCAACGAGUCCUUCGCCUUCGACAUCCCCACGGAGAAGCUGAGGGAGACGACCAUCGUCAUCACCGUCAUGGACAAGGACAAGCUCAGCCGCAACGACGUCAUAGGCAAGAUCUACCUGUCCUGGAAGAGUGGGCCAGGGGAGGUGAAGCACUGGAAGGACAUGAUUGCCCGUCCCCGGCAGCCUGUGGCCCAGUGGCACCAGCUCAAGGCCUGAGAGGGGCCACGGGAGGCCCAGGGGGCAAAGGCCCAGGUCCCCAUCAUGCCCUCACCCACUUUAUGCACAAUGCCUGGCCUGCCCCUGUGCCGCCACGGGUGAGGGGAGGACUCUGAGGGCUCAGCCAGGGAGGGGUCCCGGGACUCAAUGGGGCCCCACUCUAGGAAGCACCAGCCCCACCCUGCACCGGUCCAGCUCAGGGUGGAGCUCUGGGAGCCAUUUUCCUGCUUUGCCCCUUUCCCUCCUGACUCGCUGAUACUAAAGAAGUGGGGGAGAGCUCGAAAGCCAGCCGGGCAGACGGGCAGAUCCCUCCAGAGGCCCGCCAGGUGGGCAUGGCCCCCCGUUUUCUUUAAGGCAGUGCCUGGAGUGGAGAGAAGCCGCCCCUCCUACAGCCGCGGUUGCGGGCCCGAGAGACUGGAGCCGGGGCGUUUGGCCCUGGCUCAGCCAAGACAGGCCCAGCCCCAGGGCAGUCUCAGGUGCCGCCUGGGCCCUGAAUGCCAAGGGUAGUGUGUAGCCCGCUCCUGGGUCCUGGAGCCCGGGCCCUGUGUACUUGUGUUGUGUCCACUGUGUGUGUGUGUCUGUGUGUGUGAGAGAGAGAGAAAGGUGGGGGCGCUUGCUCCCUGUCCCCCUGGGGCCAGCAGUGCUAAGACUGUGGGAAAGCAAGCUUUCGUGAAGGCAGGCUGGGGCUGGAGGUCCGGAGAGGUCUGGGCUGGGGGUCAGGGCCAGUGGAGGAGGGGAGAGGGGCAGACGGGCAGCUGCCUGUUUGCCAUCCCCCUCUCCUCACCCUGUCCCCUCAGGGACCUCCUCUGCUCAGAAUCCUCCAGUGACUUCAUCUCUUGGACAUCCUUUCACAACUUUUAGGCACCUCUUGUGUGCACAGCAUUUCGCCAGGAUGCACCUGCUCCCCUCUUGCUCAGGGGUCCCAAUCCCCCACUAGCUCUUCCCCAGCACCUUUACCCAGACUCCCCCCUCCUUCCAGGUCUCGGAUUCCAGCCAAAUUGGAACCUCGCUCCACGCUCUCAGCUUCCCCGCCCUUCCUCCUCCCUCCCUGCCUGUGCAGACCCGGCCCCCUCCUCACUCCCCGACCCUCAACCCCCCUGGUGCGCGGACACCUUCCCUUUCCUUCCCCGUCCUCUGAGUCGUUUCUGAUCUUCCAUCACCUGUCUCCUCACCUUCCCCACCCCUCCCUGGGCCUCCAGAAGAGCUCCUUCUGGCCCUCCCACCGCCGCAGGCAAAUAAGCAGGGACCGGUCCAGAAUUCUGAGGCUUCCCCACACAAAGAAGCUGUGGUUUCUCCUCCCCAGCUAUGGCUGAGACUAGACCCGGCUUCUCCUUGGAGACAGCAGAUUUCACAAUGAUCCCUGCUUAAGCCCUCUCAUCCCUUCGCUGGCCCUGUAUUGAUACAAGACCCAGCUGGUGACAGUUUCAAAUCCUGGGGUUCCACGUGCCUGGGCCGGACAUUCGCAGGACACACCGCCAGGUGGCGCCAGAACACCACGUCUGUGGUCACGGUCUUGCACGACAGUUCUACCCAGGAUGCGCCUGGCACCCCAGGGAGAGUUCCCACAGGGUCCCCACAUCUAGAGCACAGUGAAAGCGUAGACGUUCGGAAGCCACUUUCCUUCCGCGGGCUUCCCCUUGAGCGUUCCUUCUACGCCAUAGUCAGGCCACCUUUUGCCCAUGUCAAAAUGUGCCCCCCACCACCACCACCACCCCGUCCCUGCCCCUGGGAUCCAGAGGACUAUCAUACUUAGUAGGUGAACCGUUUUAUAGAGUGAAGAAUGCUAAUAAUGUAAAGCAAAUAGUCGCCCACAUUCCUUGUAAAUCCAAAUGUUCCUCUAGUCUAGCUUUGCUUUAAAUGGGGUCUGCCCCAACAGGUCGGUUUUGGGGAGCAGUCCCCAGCAGGGUCCCUGGAGGCUGUGUGGAAGUAGGAAGGCAGAAGUAGGAGGCCGAGGGACCUAGCAAAUCUCCGCCCCUCCCUCGGAUCCGCCGGGUUUCCAACGCACCACCCCCAAGUGGCCAGUGGCGAGGCAGCGAGCCCCACCCAGGGCCCCGGGUUCACACCGAGACGGUGAAGCCACGGCAUCCCCUGCCCGAGCCCCGCCCACGGAACUCUUAGCCAAUCACAUGCAGAGAGCUGCCCCGGAGGAGUCCGCUCUCAGUUGGACCCCAGGCGGCACGCAGAUGCCCCCGCCUGGGUUCCCCAACACCCCACCGCCACCGCCACCCCCGGGGCCCGCUGGGGCUCGCUCCCGGAAGCCGGCGAGGGUCUGCAAAUGGUGGUCUGAGGGCCAGGUGGGCUGGCACGAGAGGCCGCAGGUGAUCUGGGGUGGAGACAGGACAGUCUAGGGCGAUCAGAGAGCAAGGAAUGGGGGAACUUGAGGGCGGGGGAGGGCACCAGAGCCCUGCCGCCGUCCCAGGAUCCUGGGCAAGUCACCCACACUCCCUGGGCCUCAGUUUCCCUAUCUGUAAAAUGAUGGUAAUAAUACUUCACCUACCUCAUGGGGAGGUUGUGAGGCCGUCACCUGAUCUGGGGGUCGAAGCAGGAGGACUCUGAAGGUGCUACCCCGGAGCAAAGUAUUAUUACCGCAGGCUGAGAGCAAGGCCCACCUGCCCUUCCCCCACAGAGCCUCCAGGGACAGCGAGGCCUCCAGGGCCGACUGUCUCUUCACUGUGUUCCAGCGCCCCUCAGUGUCAUCUAUACCACCUUUGUGGGCACCCUAGACGUAGUUGUUACCUUGUUCCUUUCUUGUGACCAUCUCUCCCACUGUAACUGCUGUACAAAUUCUACCUGCCCCGGGACCCCCACACCUGCCUUCAGGCACCAGAGGCCAGGCCAGGGACCAAGGAAUACAGCCACAAAAAAGCCAAGGGGGGAUGCCCAGCCCAGCUGGGGCCCCAGGGGGUGGAGAUGGGUGGCCGCUGUUUGUAUUGUGUUUGAGUCCUUGAGCGCAAGUGUUUUAUAAAAAAAUAAAACAAAAACCCACUUCCACAAAAAAAAAAAAAAAAAAAUUUGCAGCAAAGAGAAAUGAAGAAAAAACUGGAGAAGAAAAAAAAACAUACAAAAUUUUUCCACCACACGCACCCUCUAAGCCAGCAAGAUUUCCUCUUUGCAAAAUCAUAUUUUUGUGGGAACCGGCCCUGCUUUUUGUGGCAAGGCCUGUUCUGAUUAAUAAAGGAUCGUGAAAAAGCA
Molecule: messenger RNA, 5427 nt
Organism: Ictidomys tridecemlineatus (thirteen-lined ground squirrel)
Lineage: Eukaryota; Metazoa; Chordata; Mammalia; Rodentia; Sciuridae
Source: RefSeq, a predicted model, not a curated record